Vitis riparia (riverbank grape) is the source of this 4269-nucleotide messenger RNA. Its product is annotated as kinesin-like protein KIN-14J. The record is from RefSeq and is a predicted model, not a curated record. NCBI's taxonomy places the organism in Eukaryota, Viridiplantae, Streptophyta, Magnoliopsida, Vitales, Vitaceae. Gene Ontology annotation, molecular function: ATP binding; microtubule binding; microtubule motor activity. Gene Ontology annotation, biological process: microtubule-based movement.
AUCGCAGACCCCUAAAAUUUCAAAAUCUCUGACUCAAACCAUCUCUAUUUCCCAACCAACGCACCUCCAACCUCGCCUUCUUUUUAUUUUUUUUGCUCUCCGUCUUUCUUCUUCUCUGAAAUACCGGACGCCUUUCGGAAACGUCGACGGGCCGAUCCGGCCGCUCCGGUGAUAGAUCCGGCCGACGGUUCCAACCGGAAGUCGGAGCUCCGCGUCUGCGAUUUUCUUGUUUCCAGAUCUCGUUCCGAGCCUCAGCUUUCGGUUUGGUCAGGUUCGUGUUUUGAUCCGCAUUUCGUCGCGGUGUUUGUGUUUGUAGGAAGUCUAGGGUUUUGAGCGGAUCUGAGGUGGGAGUGCUAAAAUGCUGCUUGAGAUUUUGCGUUGUUAGGCGUCCGGUUGCCGAGAAAACCGAGGGAAAAGGAAAUGAAAGAAAAUGAAGAUGAAACAAGUCUUUAACAUCAUGUAGGCGGCUACUUCAAUCAGGUUUCUUAAUAGCAUAGAAUGGUCAGAAAAGCAAGAUUAUUGCAGACCCAAGGGAGACUAGUAUUUUCCAGAUUAAAAAGUGUGGAUGAGAUUAUUUCCUAUUGGCACUGUGUCCAUAAUUGAUCACAGAAGCAAAGUAUUUCUCACGAGAUCACCAUGAAUCCCCUGUCAGAAUUACAUAUAAGUGAAAAUGGAAGUUUUAAAAACUCAAAUGAAGGUUACAACCCAGAAGUUGCUGAACAAAUGGAAAGUUUUUAUGGAACGAUAGAGGGUAACCAGAGCCAGAUAACACAAUUAGUGGAGUGGCUAAAUGGUAUACUUCCUUAUUUAAGUUUGCCAUUGGAGGCUUCAGAGGAGGACCUAAGAGCAUGUUUAAUUGAUGGCACUGUUCUAUGUGGCAUUUUGAACAGGCUGAGUCCUGGUUCCAUUGAAAUGGGAGGCAUCUCCGAGUCACAUUUGGAGAAUCUCAAAAGGUUUUUGGCAGCUAUGGAAGAGAUGGGACUACCAAGAUUUGAACUAUCUGACCUAGAACAGGGAUCAAUGGAUGCAGUUCUCCAGUGUCUUCAGACACUUAGAGCACAUUUUAAUUUUAAUAUUGGGGGAGAGAACAUUCGGAAUUAUUCAAGAAAGAAAUGGAAUUUGUGCGAGGUAGAAUGUUUGGAGGGAUUUGAUCGUUCUCAAGGAGAUGCAUCUUCCCAUGGAGAACACUCUGAUGAAUUUGUAGAAGAGAGGAGGAAUUCACUGGACUCUAAAUUUCAACAUGUUUUGCGUCGUUCUGUUUUCUCAGAGCCAUCGGCUGCAUCAAUACAUCAUGUUGGACAUAGGUUCCAGGAGGGGUUCCAAUUGAAGCAAGGGGGUUAUGCUAAUUUUCCUGCUGCUAAAAUUUCUGAAUUAGUGGAACAAAAAAGUCUAGAAAACACCCCAACUCAUCUGCUUUUCAGCAUUCUGAUCAAUAUUCUGGAUGGGAGCAUUGAAAGAAAGAAUGGGGAUGUACCUCAUCGAGUUGCAUUUCUGUUGAGGAAAAUUAUCCAAGAGAUAGAGCAGCGAAUUUCUACUCAAGCAGAAAACUUAAAAAAUCAAAACAAUCUUUAUAAGGCUCGUGAAGAGAAGUAUCAAUCAAGAAUAAGAGUACUUGAAACCCUUGCAACUGGGACCACUGAAGAAAAUAGGGUUGUUAUGCACCAGCUGCAGCAAAUAAAGAUUGAAAAUACCAAAAUAGAAGAGAGGAAAAAACUUGAAGAGCAGGAUGUGGAUAGAUUAAUGAAGGAGAAGGAUCGUAGUGAUAAUGAGAUUUUGGCACUUAAAGAGGAACUUGAAAUGGCCAGAAAGACACAUGAGAAACAUUGCUUGCAAUUGGAAACACAAGCUAAGGAAACCAAAGUCGAAUUGGAGAAAAAAUUAAAGGAGCUUGAGAAUCUUCUAACAGAUUCAAAGAAGAAGGUGAAAGAACUGGAGGCAUUUUCUGAAUCCAAAUCUCGAAGAUGGAAAAGGAAAGAACUCAGAUACCAGAAUUUUGUAGAUUCUCAAUUUGGAGCUUUGCAGGAAUUGAGGGUGGCUUCUGACUCCAUAAAGCGAGAAGUUUUGAAGACACACAGGACUUACUCUGAGGAAUUUAAUUACUUAGGAAUGAAGCUUAAGGGUCUAACUGAGGCUGCUGAAAACUACCAUAUGGUUCUGGAAGAAAAUCGGAGACUGUAUAAUGAGGUUCAAGAUUUGAAAGGAAAUAUUAGGGUGUAUUGUCGGAUAAGGCCAUUCCUUCCAGGGCAAAGUGAAAAGUAUACAACCAUAGAAUAUAUUGGUGAGAAUGGGGAAUUGGUCGUUGUAAAUCCUGCAAAACAAGGAAAAGAUAGCCGUAGGCUGUUCAAGUUCAAUAAGGUGUUUAGUCCAGCAGCCACUCAAGAGGAGGUAUUUUUAGACACUCAACCAUUAAUUCGAUCCGUACUUGAUGGAUACAAUGUCUGUAUAUUUGCCUAUGGUCAAACUGGCUCUGGAAAAACCUAUACUAUGACUGGGCCUGAUGUAUCUUCCAAAGUGGACUGGGGGGUUAACUAUCGAGCUUUGAACGAUCUUUUCCAUAUCUCUCAGAGCAGAAAAAGUUCCAUCAUGUAUGAAGUCGGUGUCCAAAUGGUUGAGAUAUAUAAUGAACAAGUGCGAGAUUUGCUCUCGAGUGAUGGUUCUCAGAAAAGACUUGGGAUUUGGAGUACCACUCAACCAAAUGGUUUAGCUGUCCCUGAUGCAAGCAUGCACCCUGUUAAAUCAACCGCAGACGUACUGGAAUUAAUGAAUAUUGGAUUAAUGAAUAGGGCUGUAGGAGCCACUGCGCUAAAUGAGAGAAGUAGCCGAUCUCACAGCAUUCUCACUGUUCAUGUUCGCGGCUUGGACUUGGAGACUGAUGCUGUUCUGCGUGGAAGUUUACAUUUGGUAGACCUUGCAGGCAGUGAAAGAGUACUUCGCUCUGAAGCAACUGGGGACAGGCUUAGGGAAGCACAGCACAUAAACAAAUCACUAUCAGCUCUUGGAGAUGUAAUAUUUGCUUUAGCACAAAAGAGUCCUCAUGUGCCAUACAGAAAUAGCAAACUAACUCAAGUCCUUCAAAGCUCUUUGGGAGGUCAAGCGAAGACCCUUAUGUUUGUACAGCUUAAUCCUGAUGUGGAUUCCUACUCCGAAACUAUAAGUACCUUGAAGUUUGCCGAGAGAGUCUCUGGUGUUGAGUUAGGUGCUGCAAGGAGCAACAAAGAGGGAAGGGAUGUUAGAGAACUUAUGGAGCAGGUGGCAUUCCUCAGGGACUCAAAUGAAAAGGAUCUGGAGAUUGAACAGUUGCAGCAGGUUAAUGUCAACUCCACUAGUGGAAAACGUGGUAUGAACUCACUAAGGUAUGGGUCUGCUUCUCCAAGAAGACAUUCCAUUGGGGCUUCUCGUCAAAGUCACAGGCUGCCACAAGGCAAAGGCUCAGGUCUUGUUCAAAAAGCGGCUUCUGAUCUGGACAAUUGCUCAGAGUACAGUGACAAGCAUUCUGAAGCCGGUUCUUUGCCAUCAAUCGAUGAUUUUAGACAUAAGGAAUGUUUUGCCCAGUCCAAGCUUGCUGGGGGAGAUGUAGGCCAGAAUUUUACUGAAGACAUUGAGCUAUUAGGAUUUGGGGAUGCAGAUUCUGAGGAGAGAUUAAGUGAUAUAUCUGAUGGGGGCCUGUCAAUGGGAACAGAAACUGAUGGUUCAAUCAGCAGUAUUGUGGAGUUCACACUUUUCCCCGAAGCUGUAAAACCAGCAGAGAACACAGAGAAGAUAGAGAAGUCGACCAUGCCAUCUAAACUUCCCAGGAUCCCCCAGAAGCAGGGUCCAUUGAGGUCUUCUCGGUUGCCAUCGUCAAGCAAGAGUGCCUCGAAGGUUGCAUCAAGUUCUAGGAAAACCCCUGCUGUUGCCAGCUCAUCCUCGACCAAGCUCACCAAAAGAUGGCAGUAAACUUUUGAAGGGAACUUGAAGGCAAAGCAAUUUGGACAUCUAAAGAACCCGCUCCUAGUCUAGUCUAUACUUCUAAUUUUAAGUUUAUCAUAUCCCUAGCUUCCACAUAUCUCAUGGGAAUGCUUAUGUUGAGAGAGGUAAUCGGGAACCUAGUCAGUUUGUAAUGUAUAUACUUUAGGAUAGUGGUUGUAUCACCUCCUAUUUGCUGGCUUUCACCAUGAAUGUAUCAUUUUUUAAAUGUUUUUAUCGCAAUGCUUGGGUCAAUGACCCAGAAAACAUGAGAAGCUAUGUAAGUUUAGGAUCUUACGGAUCGUUGGGUUUGUUAUCAGUUUC